Phacochoerus africanus (Common warthog) is the source of this 2224-nucleotide messenger RNA. It is a transcript of the gene PPT1, whose product is annotated as palmitoyl-protein thioesterase 1. The record is from RefSeq and is a predicted model, not a curated record. Gene Ontology annotation, cellular component: lysosome. The coding region runs from base 31 to 951 and encodes 306 amino acids. NCBI's taxonomy places the organism in Eukaryota, Metazoa, Chordata, Mammalia, Artiodactyla, Suidae. Gene Ontology annotation, biological process: receptor-mediated endocytosis; protein depalmitoylation; nervous system development. The transcript has 9 exons. Gene Ontology annotation, molecular function: palmitoyl-(protein) hydrolase activity.
AGGAGGGGGGCGAUCAUGUGAUCGAUCAAGAUGGCGUCGGCCAGCUCCUUGUGGCUCUUGGCUCUUGCUUUCCUGCCGGGGUCCUGCUUAGCCUUGGCGUUGGGGCAUGUCGACCCUCCAGCGCCGCUGCCGCUCGUGAUCUGGCAUGGGAUGGGAGACAGCUGUUGUAAUCCCUUAAGCAUGGGUGCUAUUAAGAAAAUGGUCGAGAAGAAAAUACCUGGAAUUUACGUCUUAUCUUUAGAGAUUGGGAAGACCCUGGUAGAGGAUGUGGAGAACAGCUUCUUUUUGAAUGUCAACUCCCAGGUAACAACAGUGUGUCAGAUUCUUGCUAAAGAUCCUAAGUUACAGCAAGGCUACAAUGCUAUGGGAUUCUCCCAGGGUGGCCAAUUUCUGAGGGCAGUGGCUCAGAGAUGCCCCAUACCUCCCAUGAUCAAUCUCAUCUCAAUUGGGGGACAACAUCAAGGUGUUUUUGGAUUCCCUCGGUGCCCAGGAGAGAGCUCUCACAUCUGUGACUUUAUCAGAAAAACUCUGAAUGCUGGGGCUUACAACAAAGCUAUACAAGAACGCCUGGUGCAAGCGGAAUACUGGCAUGAUCCCAUAAAGGAGGAUGUUUACCGCAACCACAGCAUCUUCCUGGCAGAUAUUAAUCAGGAGAGAAGUAUCAACGAGUCCUACAAGAAGAACCUGAUGGCCCUGAAGAAGUUUGUGAUGGUGAAAUUUCUCAAUGAUUCCAUUGUGGACCCCGUAGAUUCUGAGUGGUUUGGAUUUUACAGAAGUGGCCAAGCCAAGGAAACCAUUCCCUUACAGGAGAGUACCCUGUACACACAGGACCGUCUUGGGCUAAGGGAAAUGGACAAGGCAGGACGGCUGGUGUUCCUUGGUCUAGAAGGGGACCAUCUUCAACUGCCUGAGGAAUGGUUUUAUGCCCACAUCAUACCCUUCCUUGAGUGAAGCCCUUGUAAUUGGCACUAGAGCUCAGGAAACCCCUCACACUUCCAAGCCAGUUUCCUCCGUGCCCAAACCCGAGCUCAGAUCCAGCCAGCAACUAAUCCUUCUCCCUUGUCUUCAUCUAACAUGCCCUGCUCGGAAAGAACUAAGAUACCAAUCUUAUCCUUUGUCUCAUCCUAUCUGCAUACGGUGUUGAAUGCAAGUUUAAUUAGCUAAUAACCACAGAGAUUGUUUUACAGCCCUUUGAUGUGGUCAAACUUGGGGCUCAGGAGUUUACUGCAGGUCGGUGGCAGAACUGCGUCCAGCCCUGGAAGAGACUGAACAAAGGAAACCAGUGAGAUAGAUUGUAAGUCAGAUGCCUUUCUCAGGAAAAUUUAGCCACAUCUCAAGCCAGGAGGCCAAUACCCAGGCCUGAUGUAUUCUCAGUUGUGCUGGUGAUUUGACUAGGGCUUGGGAAAGUAUUGCUUGGAGAAUGUGUCCACCUGAUUCCUUGAGGCUGCCCGCCCCAUUGAGUAUGUUGCCUUCUGUGGCAUCGUAGCUAUUAUUAGACCAGCUCACCGUCUUGCCUCGGUAGCAGUCUCCUCGGGUGGUGGUGAAUUAGUUGCUCUGUUGCAAAAGAAGGCAGGAGGGAAGUAGCACCCAAAUGGUAUUGCUGAAUUCAGAUGGGGGAAGGAGGGUUAAAGAAAAAUGUAGUGGAUUCUUUCCAUUCCAUCCUUGAUGACCUGUCCUUUCUUAAUGGGGCAAGUGGUCUGGAUCCUAGCUAUUUAUUGCUGGCAUUAGAAAGAAUGGUAGGAAAAAUACUGUAUCAGGCUUUCUAACUUUUGUCUCAAAAAUUCUUACCAGCACAUUCCAAACUACGUCUGAUGUAUUCUGUGAAAAAGACUGGUUGCUCAAAAAGCUUAGGAGAUCCCUUUUCUCCUCUUGGAGAUAAACCCACAUUAGAAUAUUAAGGUCUCUGAGAAUUCCUGUUACACUGAAGAAAACUAACCUUAAGCUACUGUUUCCCACACUAUUUGAGCAUGGAUGUCUUAGCCCGCACUCCCUCACCUUGUGAGAACCUAGCAACACUUUGCAUGACUGUUCUGCAGGAUGCCAGUUUGAGGAAAUGAUUAGCUGUGUUUGAGGGAAGCACCUUAUUAGUGAUGCUAAGUUUAUCCUGUUUUUUCCUUCAUCUUUCUCAAAACUUAUUUUUCAAAUAAAAGAGGAUGAAAGGCACGAAGUGGGGGUGUGUGAAAAUAAUUUUAUGAAGUUGUUUAAAAUAAAAAGUAGUUUCUUA